GGGAAUAUAGAUACAUUCCAACAUGGCUGCUUCUUUGGCAAAUGAAAUCGGCAAAUUUGCGUUUAAUUUAGUGGAAAACGGUCAUGUUGUCACUUGCACGGGAGGAAUUCGCAUAGAAAAAAUUAGAAGUGGAUCAAGCGUUCGAAAACGAGGCCAAUGUGACCGUUUUACGCUCAGGAUACCUUAUGGGGGCACUAAACUAAAUUGGGAAGUUCUGUUCAAUGGUCACGAGCCACAUUUACCACCUGAUAUCAUAUUUGAUGAUGCUGAUGCAGACUUUGAACCAAAACUAGAGGAGAUGCUAUCAUUACAGUGUUGGAAUCCAGAAGAUCACGGUAGUUUAAUGGCUGUCAUUAAGGAGCUGCUUGAGCAAUACAAGAAGCAUCAACUUGAACUGCUCAAAGAAUCCUCUCCUAUCAUUCAACAUGAAUUUGAAUCAGUUCACGAGCUUUCGACUUGCACAAUCAUAGAGGUUUUUGUACUAAGAAAUUCUAAGGGCAUAGUACAACAGAUCAACUUUCUGAUGAAAUUACCUAUUGAUCUUGAUCGUCUGCCACCCUACCUCAUCAAUAAAAAUCUUGGUGAGGACAGCAUAAGUCUGUUCGUUGUUUAUCAAGGUUGUGAUGGAAAUAAUGUAUCACCACAAGUGUAUUUGUCCCCUCGUGUGGAACACGCUUUUUCCGACGUUUCACUGUUGAAUUAUCCAAAAUGGAAGGAUAGCGGCGAAUCUCUUGUCUCUUACAUCAUGGCUGUUCACGAAUUCUUCAACGCAAAGAUCGAUGAGAUCACUACCAGUUUUGAAAGGAGAAGAAAAUAUGUCGCAGCAUUUCUCAGCUCAUUUGGCACAUGUGUUCUGGAGUACGAUGUUGAAAGAUACUCGACACUUUCAUUUCUUGUCGAGUUUGACUAUUUCUACUGUAUCUGGACAAUCGAGAUUGGACUUGAGUUUCCCGAAGAGCAGCCAUUAUUUAUCAUGAAAUCCGUAUAUCAUUGCUUCGACGACAAACCUUACGAAGCAAUUGAUGACAACUAUCCGUACAGCCCGCGAUGGGGUGCCGAUGAAAUGGCAAGACGUGCUAGAACGUAUUUGGCAACUGCGAUACCUAGGUUUAAAGCGGCUUCAAUCAAGAAUAAACCAUAUCAACCGCCAGGAUUGUAAAAGUAAAUACUUCCAAUUGUAAAUAUGGUAAUAUGACAAUGUACUUGUAUGUACUUGUAUGUACAAAACGAACUCCGUUUGUGACAGUUAGUGCCUUAUCAAGUCCACAGAGCAACUUUCUGGUGAUAACGAAGGAUUUGUCGGCUUUCAAUGGGGAAUGUAUAAUAAAACAAUCGAUAUAAGUAGCUCACGUAACCUUGAACUAUAUGAACUAUCUAUCAUCAUGUUUUUAAAUUCAUUAAUUAGCUUGUUACGUAAAAUUUGACGUACGAAAGCUCUUGUUACUAAAGCUGCAUGUUUGUAACAAGAGCCUUUUCGCAUUACCUUUUGUUUACAAUUGAAAAUGGCAGCACUUGGCUUUAGUUCAUUGUUGCUUUUAACUGUUAUUA
This is a messenger RNA of Xenia sp. Carnegie-2017, 1548 nucleotides long. RefSeq names its product BRISC and BRCA1-A complex member 2-like. The coding region runs from base 23 to 1159 and encodes 378 amino acids. Lineage: Eukaryota; Metazoa; Cnidaria; Anthozoa; Malacalcyonacea; Xeniidae. Gene Ontology annotation, biological process: double-strand break repair. The transcript is spliced from 11 exons. The record is from RefSeq and is a predicted model, not a curated record. Gene Ontology annotation, cellular component: BRCA1-A complex; BRISC complex.